Messenger RNA from Penicillium odoratum, 2511 nucleotides. Its product is annotated as pre-mRNA-splicing factor CWC22. Gene Ontology annotation, molecular function: protein binding; RNA binding. Lineage: Eukaryota; Fungi; Ascomycota; Eurotiomycetes; Eurotiales; Aspergillaceae. The record is from RefSeq and is a predicted model, not a curated record. The transcript has a single exon. Gene Ontology annotation, biological process: mRNA splicing, via spliceosome. Gene Ontology annotation, cellular component: catalytic step 2 spliceosome. The coding region runs from base 1 to 2511 and encodes 836 amino acids.
AUGGACGACCCGGCCGUCCUCCAGUCGGCGGUACGAGUGCCCACUCCUCCUCCGGGCGCGUUGUCGCCCACCGCAGCUUCGCGAAAGCGCUCGCCUCCUUCGCGAUCACCCUCUCCGAAUCGUCGUCGCUCCCCACCAGGAGAUUCAUCCAGAGAUGAUGCAGAUGCCUCUGGAAUUGACUCGGCCCGUGCGAUCGAGCGAGAGCGCCAGCUCGCUGAUCGAGUCCGCGAACAUGAACGGCAGGAAACCCGCAAGCCGCUGACCGAGGAAGAGAAACAAGCCUCUGCAAAGGCCGAGUACGAAAAACUUCUCAACAUGCGAUCAGGUGGUACCUACAUCCCUCCGGCACGCCUCCGUGCACUGCAGGCUCAGAUCACGGACAAGACCAGCAAGGAGUACCAGCGCAUGGCAUGGGAGGCAUUGAAGAAAUCGAUCAAUGGUUUGAUCAACAAAAUCAAUGUGUCUAAUAUCAAGUAUAUUGUUCCAGAGCUAUUUGGUGAGAAUUUGGUCCGAGGUCGAGGCCUAUUUUGCCGUUCCAUCAUGAAGGCGCAGGCGGCUAGUUUGCCUUUCACUCCCAUCUACGCUGCGAUGACCGCCAUCGUCAACACAAAGCUGCCCCAAGUGGGGGAAUUACUGCUCUCCCGGUUGAUCAUUCAAUUCCGAAAAGCGUUUAAGAGAAAUGACAAAGCGGUUUGUAUUUCAUCGACGACUUUUAUCGCGCACCUGUGCAACACCCAGGUCGCGCAUGAGAUGCUUGCAGCUCAGAUUCUGCUGCUUCUGCUCCACAAGCCCACUGACGAUAGUGUGGAAAUCGCAGUGGGGUUGACUCGAGAAGUUGGUCAGCACUUGGAGGAGAUGAACCCCCCGAUUGCGCUGGCUGUCUUCGACCAGUUCCGCAACAUCCUCCAUGAAGCUGAUAUCGACAAGCGAGUGCAGUACAUGAUUGAGGUGCUGUUUCAAGUCCGCAAAGACCGCUACAAGGACAAUCCCGCGGUCAAGGAGGAGCUUGAUCUGGUGGAAGAAGAAGAUCAAAUCACACAUCGUCUUGGCUUGGACGACGAAAUCGAAACACAAGACACGCUUAACAUCUUCAAGUUUGACUCGGAGUGGGAGCAGCAUGAGGAAGCUUACAAGAAGCUAAAGGCCGAGAUCCUUGGCGAGGACAGCGAUGAGGAUGAGGAUGACGAGAAUGAAGACGAGAGCUCGGAAGAAGAAUCGGAUGCGGAGGAAGAGAAGAUGGACAUCAAGGAUCAGAGCAAUACGGAUCUGGUCAAUUUACGUCGAACGAUCUAUUUGACGAUCAUGUCUAGUAUCGACUUCGAAGAAUGUUGUCAUAAGCUAAUGAAAAUCAACCUCCCCGCUGGGUUGGAACCGGAACUGCCCUCAAUGAUCAUUGAGUGUUGCUCCCAAGAGCGCACAUUCUCCAAAUUCUAUGGCCUGAUCGGCGAAAGAUUUGCCAAGAUCAACCGACUGUGGUCAGAUUUGUUCGAGGCGGCAUUUGCCAAAUACUACGACACCAUUCAUCGCUAUGAGACGAACCGACUACGCAACAUCGCACGCUUCUUUGGACAUAUGAUCAGCAACGACGCUAUUGGGUGGCAUGUCCUCUCCGUUGUCCAUAUGAAUGAGGAGGAGACCACCUCAAGCAGUCGAAUCUUCAUCAAGAUCUUGUUCCAAGAUCUGGCCGAGCACAUGGGCUUACCGACUCUGCAGUCUCGUUUCCGCGAUGAAAUUCUUCGCCUAAGUUUCGAGGGCCUGUUCCCGACGGACAACCCUCGACACACUCGCUUCUCUAUCAACUACUUCACCAGUAUCGGUAUGGGUGCUUUGACAGAGGACAUGCGGGAGCAUCUCAAGAACGCCCCGAAGCCCGCAUUACCCGCAUUACCGGCUGCGAGAUCCCCAUCCCGCUCGCCAUCUAUUCGCUCUCACCCAGCAUCAUGCUCGACAUGCACCCCUCGCUCAUCCCGAUCUCCCUCUCGUUCCCGUUCCCGCACCCGCUCCCGCACCCGCUCCCGCUCACUUUCAUACUCUCGAUCUCGUUCAAGGGACCGGGGCCGCUCCUACUCUCGUUCCAUCACGCCGUCUUCCCGAGGUCGGAGCUACACACCCUCUCGAUCCCGGUCUCCACUUCGUCAAGGGCGUCGCGAUGGGUCUCACAGUCGAUCCAGGACGCCAUCUGAUCGUGCACGGUCUGUCUCACGUACACGUCCUCGGCACACUCGAGCUCGCUCUAGCUCUCGUACUCCCAGUCGUAGCCCGUACCGACCUCGGCGCUCCGUGACACGAUCGGUUACACCGCCACGACGUGGACGCAGCUACUCGCGAUCAAUCUCCCGCUCAGUCACUCCUCCUCGGGGCCCAGCAUCUAAGAGUGUUAGACGAUCCUCUGUAUCCGUAUCCCCUCGCCGAGAACGCGAUCGGUCUCCUGGCCUUGCACCGCACACACACCCAACACGAAGGGAUGGUUCGCGCCGGCGCUAUUCCCAGACCCCCCCUCGCCGACGUUGA